AUGGACAUGUCAAAUUUCACGCCGAAUGUCCUCUACAACGAUGAGCCAUAUAGUCUUCCCGAGGAUCUGUGUCUAGAUCAGUGGCGUAGCGACGCGGCUGUCAAGGACUUUGUGGUCGAUGUCUUGACAUCGCGGUAUACUCCGGCGCGGGUCCAGAAGGCGCGCAUGUCGUUGGAGCAGAGAAUCGUGGAGGAGUCAACGUCUGACUGGCUCCUACGUCUUCACUCGCUCUGCAUACGACUGUACCAGUGUCGUACCACGCAUGCGCAUGCUGCACAUAUAUUUGCUGGGGCAUUGGAAGCUGCUGUCACUGCAGCUAUUCAAGCCAAGUCAAAAGGCAUUUCGACGAUAUCGGAAGAUGAUAUCUGGAUAGCUUCGCGAGGAGAGGAGGUGCGAGAGUGGUUGCGCGAACAGGGGGAGCAUUUGAAGGACGACUAUGAUUCCUUUCUACGCCCGAAGAAGAGCCUUGUUGCAUCUCACGAGGAUAACGACAUGAUUGAUGAUCUCUGUUCCACUCUCGAGACUGAGGGGCCAGAUAGUCCCGAUUACAACCCUCCGGGAAGCGAGAUGGUUCUCGACUUGAGCAAUGAUGAGGCAGUUGAGCGCUUUGAGCUCACAACCGAGAAUAAGACUGCAUUUCGCGAUGCAUUGCGAAUACCGGCAGUACAACUACGUGUGUGCAGACGCUGGACAGCCAAUAUCGGUGAAUACUUUAAGCUGAGUCUCUCUGACGCUUCUGAAGGCGAGGUUGAACGCGCGUGCUUACCUGCUGUCAGCGCUCUGAUGCAGAUGAAAAAUGCCCCUCGCCGUACCACUACUUGCACCGAGAGUUGGCAAGAUGCCGUAGCGCGGAGUGGACUAGCAGAGUUAUUGACGAUGAUCACCCGCACCGACUUCAUGCUGCGCUGGCAGCUUCAGUCUCAGAUCGCCACACACGAAGUUCUGCUACACGCACUUCACUCAUCUUGCUUCCAUCAGUGGCGAGAGUCCCUUGCUGCCAUAUACCAAUCCUGGACACCAAAGAUGUCCCCGGAGGAAAUUGCCAGUGCAGCUGCCGAGGAAAGCGAAAACCCCGGAUUGAACCUCCGGAACCUGAACGAAUAUGGCCAUUCAUCGUCUGAGUGGCUGAGGAGAUAUGUUGCGCGUCGUGAGCAGUCCAAGCGGACUGAAUUUGAGCGCAAGCGGCGACGCGAUGGAAAGACGAGAGAGUUUGUCUUGAACGCUCGGCUCAACAUAGGCGAACAAUUCCUCGGCUUCCUUGGUGAUCACCCGCAGGUCCUUCCAGAUCGAUACAAUAUGCAAGGCUAUUUUUUUCUUCUCGAUCGUGCACAUUUUUUGCGCAAUUUUACUCAGUGGAUCCGUGGCGCUCUCUUGUUGUAUGGCUAUACUGUAAGCCCGUCCCCCUUUAUUCUUGGCUUCUGCCUGCUGAACUCUAUGAUGAAGGUCUCCCCUCCCGAUGUCGAGAAGAUCUAUACCACGGUCAGGAGUGUGAUUACAGAGCACCUGCAGUUCGAUGGGCAAAAUGAGAAACUCUAUCUUUUAUACAAGGAAUGUGAAGGACUGCGUCGCACGAUGAAGAAGAGGUUGCCAAAAGUCAAGCUAGAGACGCUCGAGGGCUUCGAAGAGGUUUCCGUCCAUUACGUGACGGCUCUCGACGAGGAGGAAUUGGAGAAGAUAAGGGGUUGCGCAUUCACGUUUCACGAUACGGACCAUAUUCAGACUACGGGUGGGAAGGGAAAGGGAAAGGGAAAGAAGGAUAGCACCGAGCACAGGCCGGGAACGAGGUUCCUCGAUCCUCGCAAGGCGCCUCUAAACCUGGAACGUGUGGCACCGAUCGAGAAGAAUAUCCUCGGCAAGUACAAGCGCGAUGUACAUAUCUUCAUUGAAAAGUCGACGGGAACGCUUGUUGGCGGUGUUAUAUUCAAUGCACUCACCGACGCCGAAUUGCGCGAGUCUUUGGCACACCACGCACUCAUGUCCCAACAUCCAAACUUGCAGCGUGGUGCAUCAUUUCUCGAAUUUGCAUUUGGCAAAAUGGUGCCAAUCGGGUUUCGCGUCCCAAUGGGUGGUCGUCCUGGAGAAGAUUACGCGCCGUACAAGGUCUUGAUCGAUGCGGCAGAUAAAAGCCAAGAGCACAAUGAUAAUGAGGAUGUCCGACUCAUGUUUGGACAUGCAAAGGACUCUGAACGACUGUUCAAUGCAGUGAGACGCUAUGUACCGGAGGUUGUCAAGGAGAUCCGCAAAGUCUCCGAUGAGCACGGCUUGAAAGACAUGGGUAGCUGUGGCGUGAGCAGCUACUACUGCACGAACUACAUGGCACCGCAGCAUAAAGAUGGAGACAUUGGUUGGUCUAUUUGUUCACAGCUUUUCAAGAACCUGGAAAGCGCUGGUGGCUCCGAAACCGACGACUUUAACUUCGCAUUUGCAAAAUGGGGCAAAUACAUACAAACUCAAAAGAAUUGCGUCUGGUGGUUCCGAAGCAAUGAUUUGCACGGUACGAUCAUGCCGACAAACAGCACAGUUCAGAACCUAUCAAGGCAAGCGAAGGAGGAGCGCAGGAAUGCUGUGAAGUUUGCUCGCAUGCAACGGAUGCAGAGGCUGUCACCAGCAGAGCGCCUUCGUGGCGGUGCAGGUUCAGACAGAGAGGACGACGAGGAUGAGGAUGACAGGAGUGAAGUCUCCCAGGUUGCUAUUGCCGGAUCCCCUCCGCGCACUGGUUCGGGAGGCGUGCAUGUCACCACACGCAAAAAGGAUGCUGAUCGUGCUCGAACGUUUAAGCAGACUGAAGAACGCAGCGCAGCCCGGAAUAGGUAUUGGAGGGAAAGGAUAGACAGGUUGUAA
Peniophora sp. CBMAI 1063 is the source of this 2841-nucleotide messenger RNA. NCBI's taxonomy places the organism in Eukaryota, Fungi, Basidiomycota, Agaricomycetes, Russulales, Peniophoraceae. The record is from the annotation of a GenBank genome assembly.